GCCUUUCCUCGCACGUCUCGUCUGAUCGACUUUUUUUUCAUGUGCAGCGAACGAAACAUCAAUCGUUGUGACGUGGUGAAAAAUUUCGGCAAAUAUUCCAUCCGCAGCCUCAUAAUUUUGUGCAAUUCCGGUCGGAAUCGGUGCUAGUGGCUGACGAGCUUGCGGAGGAAGGUAUUUUCUAUAUCCAACGUGCAGCAGUGGACGCAAAAAGUGUAAUUUAAACGCACCGAAAAUGAGCUCAUUUAAACGGGAUAAAAAAGAGGAGGAGGAAGGGGGAAGUAAUCCCUUCAUGAAUCUUGAAAAAACUGCGGUGCUGCAAGAAACACGAAUGUUCAAUGAAACUCCUGUCAAUGCACGCAAAUGCACCCACAUUCUGACCAAGAUCUUGUAUCUCAUCAAUCAGGGUGAACAAUUGGGAUCCCGCGAAGCUACCGAGUGUUUUUUCGCCAUGACGAAACUGUUUCAGUCAAAAGAUGUGGUAUUGCGUCGUAUGGUUUAUUUGGGUAUCAAAGAACUUAGUCCGAUUGCGGAGGAUGUCAUUAUUGUUACCAGCUCAUUGACGAAAGAUAUGACAGGCAAGGAGGAUUUGUACCGUGCUCCGGCCAUUCGUGCACUUUGCAGUAUCACGGAUAGUACGAUGUUGCAGGCAGUUGAACGUUAUAUGAAGCAGUGUAUUGUGGAUCGUAAUGCAUCAGUGUCGAGUGGAGCCCUGGUAAGCUCAUUGCAUCUGACUAACAGUGCUGGAGAAGUAGUGAAGCGCUGGGCCAACGAGGCACAGGAAGCUCUAAACAGUGACAACAUUAUGGUUCAAUAUCAUGGCCUGGGACUUUUGUACCAUAUAAGAAAAACCGACCGACUGGCCGUAACAAAGCUGGUUAAUCGUUUGACCAAACAAAAUCUGAAGAGUCCUUAUGCAGUUUGUUUCCUGAUUCGCAUUGCAUGCAAAAUCAUCGAGGAGGAGGAUGCCGCUGGAAAUUCGGGUGCUGAAUCUCCGCUGUUUGAUUUUGUCGAAUCUUGCCUGAGGAACAAAAGCGAAAUGGUUGUCUAUGAAGCCGCACAUGCAUUUGUAAAUCUCAAGCGAACAAAUCCACGAGAGUUGUCUACAGCGGUCAGCAUUUUGCAACUGUUUUGCGGUUCAUCAAAGGCAACAUUAAGAUUCGCAGCUGUUCGAACAAUGAACAAAGUUGCUAUGCUUCACCCACCAGCAGUUAACGUGUGUAAUCUUGAUCUAGAGGGGCUGAUUGCGGAUUCUAACCGGUCAGUUGCCACUUUGGCUAUAACAACUUUGCUUAAAACAGGUGCUGAGAGCUCUGUGGAACGGCUGAUGAAGCAAAUUGCAACCUUUGUUGCCGAAAUAUCCGAUGAGUUCAAGGUAGUUGUGGUUCAAGCUAUUCGUGCUCUUUGUUCGAAGUUCCCGCGCAAGCACGGUGUUAUGAUGAAUUUCUUGAGUGGUAUGCUUCGUGAAGAAGGUGGUUUGGACUACAAAACUUCAAUCGUUGACACAAUCAUUCUGAUUAUCGAAGAAAAUCCAGAAGCUAAAGAAUCGGGACUCUCGCAUCUCUGUGAGUUUAUUGAGGAUUGCGAGCAUACUUCGUUGGCGGUGAGAAUUCUACACCUGCUCGGAAAAGAAGGUCCAUACUCGAAGUGUCCAUCGCGCUACAUUCGAUUCAUAUACAACCGUGUAAUUUUGGAAAAUGCCACUGUUAGGGCUGCAGCCGUUGCUGCCAUUGCUCAGUUUGGUGCUUCCUGUCCGGACUUGCUGCCAAAUGUGCUGGUCCUGCUAAAUCGUUGCCAGAUGGAUUCUGACGACGAGGUUCGUGACAGGGCAACGUACUACUAUACCAUUUUAAACACGGCUAAUCCGGAGUUGAACAAGUCCUACAUCAUAGACAGUGGUAUUGUUUCGCUGCCGCUGUUGGAGAAAUCACUGAAGGAUCACCUAAAUGGGCCACUGACGGAGAGAUUCGACAUUUCCAUCGUUCCAAAAUCACAGACCGUGCAGCCGGAAGUCACCGAUGAAGUUAUGAUCAUGAACAACACAAUUCCGAAAGCUCCACGCAUCACACGCGAGGAAGCCAACACUGAAAAACUGAUGCAGAUUCCUGGCAUCCAUCGACUUGGGGCCCUGCACAAAUCAUCGUCACCGGUGCAGCUCACCGAAAGCGAAACCGAGUAUACUGUAUCCUGUAUUAAGCACUGCUUCGCGCAUCACGUUGUUUUCCAGUUCGACUGCGUUAAUACCUUAUCCGAUCAACUACUCGAAAAUGUUCGCGUUGAUUUGGUCCUGCCGGACGAAUACGUUACCCGAGCGGUAAUUCCGUGCCAGAAGCUUCCCUAUGGUGAAAAGGAGUCCACCUACGUUAUAGUUGAGUUCCCACCGAACCGAGCCAGUUCGAUUGCUGCGUUCGGAGCUACGCUACGGUUUGUUGUGAAAGAUUGUGACCCUACGACCGGUUUACCCGAUUCCGACGAAGGCUACGAUGACGAAUAUAUGCUAGAGGACAUCGAAAUAACCGUAGCUGACCAAAUCCAGAAGUCUAAGAAACAAAACUUUAAUGCCGCUUGGGAUAGCGCGGAUACAGAAGAAUGGGUCGAGGCAGAAGAAACAUUCGUGUUGGCGACUGUAAACAGUUUACAGGAAGCCGUCAAUACCAUCCUGAAAUUCCUUGGUCUUGCCCCAGCCAAUCUAUCGGAGAAAGUAGCCGACGGUGCACAUACCCACUUGUUACUGUGCUCAGGCUCAUUCCGCGAUGGCAUAGAGAUAUUGGUUCGUUCAAAGUUGGUAAUCGCCGACAGUGUGACGAUGCAUUUGACGGUCCGAUCGACGGAUUCUGACGUAGCGGAACUAAUAACAUCUGCAGUAGGUUGAAACAACAGAACAAAAACCCUAAAUCAAAUAUUCUCUUCUAAGCACCGAGAACACUACGGACAUGAUUGUAUUCACACUCAUACUCUCAAUAACCCCUUGAUGUGCAAGAGAGUUCAUUCUUUUUAUGUUAUAAACAUUGGAAGUAUCUAUUCAAGAAGUUAGUGUUAAGUUUUCGUCGGCAUUCGUUAGUGACUAUUAGAGUAUAGUGUGGAUGAUAGUAGAAAAAUCAUUAUCUAGCAGAAGCGGCAAUCGUAAUCGGGCUCCUGCAUAAACCACACAGAGCUAAAAGGUUAUGAUAAUAAAGUACGAGUAAAAAAUAGUGGCAAGAACAUGUGAAUAAUUGUAUUAAUACUUUUGCUGAGAAAUGAAAUAAUAUAAAUUUUUUCUUUUAAUCAACAAACGAAA
Molecule: messenger RNA, 3274 nt
Organism: Wyeomyia smithii (pitcher-plant mosquito)
Lineage: Eukaryota; Metazoa; Arthropoda; Insecta; Diptera; Culicidae
Gene: gammaCOP
Product: coatomer subunit gamma
Exons: 8
Coding region: 233-2869 (878 amino acids)
Biological process (GO): intracellular protein transport; protein secretion; organelle transport along microtubule
Cellular component (GO): COPI vesicle coat; endoplasmic reticulum; endoplasmic reticulum-Golgi intermediate compartment
Molecular function (GO): structural molecule activity
Source: RefSeq, a predicted model, not a curated record